Messenger RNA from Ficedula albicollis (Collared flycatcher), 2400 nucleotides. It is a transcript of the gene TMEM52, whose product is annotated as transmembrane protein 52. Bases 209 to 721 code for a protein of 170 amino acids. The transcript has 4 exons. NCBI's taxonomy places the organism in Eukaryota, Metazoa, Chordata, Aves, Passeriformes, Muscicapidae. The record is from RefSeq and is a predicted model, not a curated record.
UCAGCGCCGUUCGCGUGUCCUUGAAGCGGCGGUGCCGCCCGUGGGCUCGCCGGCCCGCAGCCUGCAGCCUCCCCAGCACAUGCAGCAGGGACUCGAGGCGCUUCUGCUUUGGCCACCCGCUGAUCCAUCCCGGGGUCCCCCUUUCCUAAGCAUCGCUCUGUUCUGGGAGCACCUGUGAGAGAACAACUCUGCCCGAUGCCCUCAGAACAUGUCUGAUUGGACAAGUCUGUGGUAUGUCUGGUUGAUCUUGCUGCUGGUGUUCCUGCUGCUGCUCUGUGGGGUCUCAGCGAGCUGCAUCAAAUUCUGCUGCCGCAAGAAGAGGCUCCCGGUGGAGAGCUUCCCUCGGCACCCCUGUGACUUGGCAGUGAUUGGCAUUGACAGCGACAGCACUGCCCACAGCACAGUGACCUCAUACAGCUCAUGGCAGUACCCUCCAAGUGUCCAGAUUCCCUUGGUGUUUGUGGAUAUGGAUAAGAACACUGUGUCCCCUCCAGCUUACAGCCUCUAUGCCAUGGACCUGCCUCCUUCCUAUGAUGAAGCUGUUCAAAUGGGAAAGCAAGUGGCACGGACAAACCAGAAACUUAAUGACAUCCCUGAACAGGUGACACCAGGAGGGCUGAAUCCCAGCCAGUCCCUACCUGACACAAUCAACAGAGAUCCAGCAACACAGGCAAAUUCAGAAGAUUCAGAAGAUGCCACAAAAGAACAGCCACAGGUCUGACUCAGCUCAGAUGGGGAGUAAAGGGAAGGACUGUAAGAGUUAAAGAAGACAUGAAGAGUUUGGGUUUAUUAGUAGGUUAUGAUGGAAAGAUGUUUCUUCUCAUGCCCUUGUAAUGAUCUGUCAGAAGAAAUGUUUUCUGAGACUGCUGUAAUCCCCUGGUAAAGCUUCUUCAAGGAUAUGAAAUGAGGUAAAAGGGCAGCAGUUUAAAAAUGCCUGUAAAAGUGGGACGUGAAUGCAUGUUGAUCUGAUAAAAAAAUUGUUCCUUAUGUCCAGCAAUAAAAAAGGUCAGGAGAAUUUUGCCACCUUGGGAAUACACACUCAGAACAGUACAAACAGGAAGUUGUUGUUCUAGGACAGAAGUUUCCCAAGCUGGAGUUGAAGGGGGAAUCCCAGCAAGUGACACUGAACAGCCUCUGUAGUUUCUCUUUUGGGAACAUCAACUGCCCAGAAAACUGCUGAGGACAAAGUGCUGCACUGGGGCUCAUGUUCCUCAAGGAGCAGGAAGAUUUCAAUUCAUUCAAUGAGCAUCAUUCUGGCAAGCUUUGGUCCAUAUCCCUGCACUUCUUGUCAUCCCAUUCACUUUUAGUUUUUUCAGUAGGAUUUGGAUUUUUCCCAUUAUUUUUUUAGCCAUUUCAUUUUUUAGGGAACUGCUCAACAGGAUCUAGUGGUUCCUAUCUUCCGUGAUUUCAGGAUAUUUUUAGGAGCAAUUAUAGCAAGUUUUGGUCCAUUUCCCUGCACUUCUUGUCACCUGAGGCCUUUCCAGCAUGGCCACCCCAUUUCCGAAUUUCUGGGAUUUUUUCCAUCGCAUUUCAUCUCAUCAUGUCUCCUUUCCAGCGCGUUUGUCAGACUUUGUCCUGCGAUUUCAGGAUUUCAUUCCCUUUCCUGGAAGCCAGGACAGGAGAGCGUGGAGGGAAAUGCUCUGUGUUGUUUCACAACUGCACACAGGUAACGAGACAGAUGAGACACGACACUUCUGUGGUGGUGGGGGUCAUGAGACCCCAAGGGAUUGUUUUUGAGGUUCUGUAACUCUUCUAAUUUCUAUUUUUGAGAUGCCUUGUCUUGUGGGUGGGUUCUCUUUGCUAUUUCUUUUUUUCCAGAUAAUGUUCACAUUAAUUCCAAAGAGACACUCACACACAUGGUUUGCUGUUACUGAUGUGUUUCAAAUAUUCAUCAAAUAUUUCAAAGAUGCUUUUAUAUUUUGUUAUCUGCUCAGGCAGCACAGGAAGGAAAAAUCACAAGUUCCUGGCAGCUUUUACCCGUUCAGAACAUGCUCAAGGAAUGAGCAGGGUGACACAAAACAUGCUUGUGCUGAGCCAUCCAGAAUAAGUUAGAGAUACAAAUACCACAGUACAGGGUGGGCAAAAGUUCAAAGAAAUUACUCUUAGGGAUGGUUCUUCAUGAAGUACUGAUAGAGGGAUAAGUGCUGAACAUCAUUUUAGAACUGGGAGCUUGGAGCUGAUUACAGCAGUCACAGCCCACACAAAAAUUCGGGCUCCAGAGGCUGGGUUUUUAAUGCCAGCUCUUUCCCUUGACCCUCCAUAUUCCAAAUGGUUCAAAUUUUGUCCACUCCUGAGCAGUGACUUUCUUUGAAUCCACUUUAGCAAGGUGCUAAUCUGUCUGCUUUAAGAACAUGAGCAAUUGCCAGGGUGGCUCAUUGCUCUGGAUAAGAGCAGCAACCA